AUGCCGGCUCCAAUCAGACAGUGGCCUGCCUGGGCCGAGUACACCCACGAUGACGCGAAGGAAGCCGCAGACCCCGAGUUCCUAGCUGUCAAGAAAGCUGUCAUUGCAGAGUACGGCGCAGAAGCUCUUCGCAAAAGUUGGAUCAAGGUGUGCAAGGAGCUGCAGAAAAUUACCGACGAAAUAGCGGAGAAGGGCAAUAGUAUUAUACCCGUGCUUGACACAACACAGAUCAUCGAGAAAGGCUUUACCGACGCCCAACGGGACGAAAUAAGGCGUAUCGGCACGUUCGUCUGUAGAGAAACCGUUCUGGAAGAGGAUGGAAACAAAUUCUACAACGACCUCAAGCAAUUUGUCGCCGCCAACGAAGGAUCCAUCCAAGGCUGGCCUAAGGAUAGCCCAUCCAUGCUCCUCCUGUACAAUUCGCCAUCCCAGAACGCCCUCCGUUCGCACCCCAACCAUCUCAAACUGCAGCGUAAGCUGAAUGAGCUGUGGCAUGACUCGACGGGGGAGACCACCUCGGAUCCUCUCGUCUACCUGGAUGGCGUCCGCGACCGCGCUCCAGGACAACCGUUCCUCGGUCUGGGCCCUCAUGUGGACGCCGGCAGCCUCUGCCGCUGGGCCGAUCCGACGUACCGGAAAGUGUAUGAGAGCAUUUUCUCAGGAGACCCAGAACACUUUGAUCCUUAUGACUUGAGUGUACGCAAAGGAGCCAAUCAGACCUUAUACGAGGGCAUGGCGCACUCGAAGGUGCUGCGUACCUUCCAAGGCUGGACUGCCCUGACACCUACGGCUCCGCGGGAAGGCACCAUCAUGUUCUAUCCAAAUGUCAAAACCGUCAUGGCUUACAUACUGCUGCGGCCAUUCUUCAGACCGCCGGUGGACCCCGAGGCGGACAUCAUGGAUGCUGAAAAGUGGACGAUCGAUGACUCAACAGGCUGGUUUCCGGGAACUUUCAAAGCAGAGAGUCAGCGCCUCAGCCGGUCUUCGCAUCCUCAUCUCAGGUUGGAGGAGUGUUUAGUGUACGCUCCGCCAGUUAAGGCAGGAGACACUGUUUGGUGGCAUUGUGACCUCUGUCAUGCUGUGGACACGGAACACCUAGGGAAGAAUAACGCGUCUGUGGCGUUCAUAGCCUCGUGCCCGACGACGCAGGUCAAUAAAGACUACGUCAAAAAGCAGCUCAUUUGCACGCUCGAGGGUCGCCCAGCUCCAGACUACUCGGAAGGUAAUGACCUCGACGAAACCAAGUUGAACGGAUAUGUCGGGUUGGACGGGCUUGGUAUAGAUGCCCGCAGAGCAUUCGGGUUUGAGUUGCUAGAAAGGUCGUAA
Penicillium riverlandense is the source of this 1326-nucleotide messenger RNA. RefSeq lists its product as uncharacterized. The record is from RefSeq and is a predicted model, not a curated record. NCBI's taxonomy places the organism in Eukaryota, Fungi, Ascomycota, Eurotiomycetes, Eurotiales, Aspergillaceae. The coding region runs from base 1 to 1326 and encodes 441 amino acids. The transcript has 2 exons.